This is a messenger RNA of Gregarina niphandrodes, 189 nucleotides long. RefSeq lists its product as hypothetical. Lineage: Eukaryota; Apicomplexa; Conoidasida; Eugregarinorida; Gregarinidae. The transcript has 2 exons. The record is from RefSeq and is a predicted model, not a curated record. Bases 1 to 189 code for a protein of 62 amino acids.
AUGAAGGACGUUUCGGCGGAGACCAUUGCUUACUCGUUCGGCCAAGUCGACUGUACAGAAAAUUACGAUCUGGUCGCGGAGUCGUUCCAGAGAUGCGGAGCGGGCGACAUGGCGCCCGAGCUUUGGAUCUCAAAACUCGCACUCGGUCCCAUUGACGCCUCAUACAAAGGCCUUGCUGAAGACGAUUAG